UCGUGAACCCCUGUCAAUCUUUUGUGUAUAAUCAAUUGAAAUAUUACUUUUAGUCAUAAUAUGAUAACAAUACUCGAUUAUUAUUUAAUAUUAUACAAUAUAUAUAAUCAUUAGAAACAAAUUAUGUGAAUGUAGUAUUGAAGAUGUUGUGAAAAAUACAAUUUGUAAGAUUUAUACAUCUAUGAUUGGUCAAUUAAUGACGAAUAAAUAAUAAUUGUUUAAAUAUAGAUAUAGGAUACAUAAUUGAUAAUUCGUUGACUAAUCAGUACGAAGAAAAAUAAUGAUUCAAAAGUAACGAUUAAUAUUAAUUUUAAAUAUUGUUUUUUAUAUUUGAAAUAUAAAUUUAUAUAUUACAUAUGAGACAAAAUGGAGAGUGACAUUCCUUUGAUAUAUGGACUUGAAUUUCAAACUAGAGCGUUAUCAGCCCAAACUGCAGAAACCGAUAUUGUUAGAUUUCUAGUAGGAACUCAAUCAUUGAAAUUGACUAACAAUCAAGUACAUUUAGUUGAACUUAAUGAAGAAACUAAUGGUUUAAAGACCCAAGUAUUUCAGCAUCCAAUUGGUGAAAUAUGGUCUUUGCAAGCAUCACCAACUGAAUCUUCUCUAUUUAUUACUUGUUACAAUAGUUUAAAUGAUGAAGGAACGUGUCAAAUGAAAGGAGCACUUUGGAAGUUACCUGAAAUAAAAGAAUACACAAAUGACAGUAUACAAUUGGAGAUGCUAGCUGAAAUUGAUACGACGGAGUAUGGUAGUGAUUUAAAAACCAUUGCUUAUCAUCCUAUGGAUGGUACAAAAGCAAUAUCGGUUGUAGAUAAAUGCUUUGCACUAUGGGAUCUUGGUAACAGUAAACCGCAAGUUGCAGUAUCUGGUGUUUUAUCUGGCAAAAAUUUACCACGGUUUACAAAUGGUAAAUGGAAUCCUCAUAAUGGGUGUAACCAAUUUGUAACAUUGGAUGAAAAUAAUAUUCAAGGCUGGGAUUUAAGAGCUCCGUCAGAUCCUUCAUGGACAAUUACAUCUGCUCAUUCGCAGAUAAUUAGAGAUUUAGAUUUUAAUGUUAAUCGACAGUAUUUCUUGUCUACCUGUGGCGAUGAUGGAUACAUGAAAUUCUGGGAUAUUCGAGUACCAACUGAGCCUGUGUUAUCGCGUAUGGAACAUUCUCAUUGGGUCUGGAAUAUACGAAUCAAUCGUUUUCACGACCAAUUGGUUUUAACAUCGAGUAGUGAUUCUAGAGUUAUUUUAUAUAGUAUUGUAUCUAUUUCCUCUGAACCAUAUGGGCAUAUAGUUUCACCAGAAGAUGACAACGGUCAAGCCGAUGAAAUGUGUCAAAAAGAAAAAUUAGAAGACGGUGUUGUUGAGAGAUACGAAACACACGAGGAUAGUGUUUAUGCAGUUGAAUGGUCCUCUGCUGAUCCUUGGACAUUUGCUUCGUUAAGUUAUGAUGGUAGAUUAGUUAUAAACAAAGUGCCCCGAAAAUAUAAAUACCAAAUACUUCUUUAAAUUAAAUAUUGUAUUUAUUAAAUUUUUCCGAGUUAUUUUUUAAAAACUGUCACUUGCAUUAAAAUUAACCCUUUUGCUACAAGCAGUGACUAUAGUCACCCGUGAUGUUUUUUGAACAGAGUAUAUUUGAUAUCGUAAUGAUUACCCAUCGCAAUUGUUUUGCACUUCGUGCGUAUCUUUGAGACUUUCCCCCAUACGAAAAUACAUUAUUAAAAGUUAUAUUUUGUAAUUCCAUUAUGUGAUAAUUUUUUCAUCUUUUCUUUUCUACGAACUAUCACAAACGUUUCUUAGUGCAUACUUUCGAUGCAACGGAUCGUUCGGCGUGAGUAGCGCGCCGCAAAAUCAGCCCGUAGCGAAACCGUUAAGUUUUCAAUAAUAAAUAUCCAUAUUAGAAAACAGA
Polistes canadensis is the source of this 1897-nucleotide messenger RNA. RefSeq names its product protein TSSC1. Gene Ontology annotation, molecular function: protein binding. Lineage: Eukaryota; Metazoa; Arthropoda; Insecta; Hymenoptera; Vespidae. Bases 367 to 1497 code for a protein of 376 amino acids. The record is from RefSeq and is a predicted model, not a curated record. The transcript has 7 exons. Gene Ontology annotation, biological process: protein ubiquitination.